AUGAGUCAAUCAGAGUUGGAAAAGCCAACUAUUGAACUAUCUUCGAACAAAUCAAGUUCAAUUGAAGAACCUACUAAGUUAGAUAAUUAUGAAAAUGAGUUUGCGUCAUCAUCCAUUGAAGAACCAGGUAAAAUUCAUACAUUUUUGGGUAUGAGUGGUACCCACUUGAACCUUGCAAUCUCAUCAUUCGGAGCUGUGGGCUUUCUUUUAUUUGGCUAUGAUCAAGGGGUUAUGGUAUGAAUUUGUCAUUGUUUUCAACUAAUCAGUUUGAAUAUUAACAUUUUUAGGGGUCCUUAUUGACGUUAACUUCAUUUACCAGACAAUUUCCAAGUAUAUCUCAAAACACAAGACAUUCUGCGACUUUACAAGGAACUGUUAUUAGUAUUUAUGAAAUAGGAUGUUGUGUAACUGCAUUGUCAACAGUGUUUUUAGCUGAACAUUUUGGCAGAUUAAAAUUAAUGUUUAUUGGUUGUGUAAUUGUUAUUAUUGGUGCUGUGUUACAAGCUACUGCAUUUACAAUUACACAUUUGGCAAUUGCAAGAGUUGUUACAGGCUUUGGAACGGGAUUUUUAACUGCUACUGUACCUGUUUGGUCAGCAGAAUUGAGUAAAGCGAAAUCAAGAGGUAGAUUAAUCAUGAUGGAAGGUAGUUUGAUUACUGCUGGUAUUGCAAUUUCUUAUUGGAUAGAUUUUGGAUUUUAUUUUAUCACAAAGACAUCUAAUGAUCCUCAUGGUAUUGCAUGGAGAAUACCUAUCAUUAUUCAAGUUGUUUUCCCGAUUGCAUUAAUUUGUUUUGUAUUUAAAUUCCCCGAAUCACCAAGAUGGCUAAUGGGUAAAGGAAGAGUUAGAGAAGCAAGAAUAAUAUUCUCAGCUGUAUAUGGAUUAUCAGAAGACCAUGAAAAAAUUAAUGAUCAAUUAGCUGAGAUCCAAAGUGCUUUAGAAUUGGAAAGAAGUGAAAGUGUUGGGUUCAAUAUUGUGGAAUUAUGCAGACAAGGUCCAGCGAGAAAUUUCCAUCGUUUAAGUUUGGCUUGCUGGAGUCAAAUAUUUCAACAAAUAACAGGAAUUAAUCUAAUUACCGUACGUAUCAAUUAUUCAGUGCUGUUUUAGAACGUUACUAACUAUAUCCCAGUAUUGUAUGUUUUUUAAUCAUCCAUUUUGAUUUUGAGAUAUAAAUACUAACUAUUUCAGACGCAGGAACAAUUUUUGAGAAAUAUGUUCAUAUGAGUCCAUUUACUUCAAGAAUUUUAGCUGCUUGUAAUGGUACUGAAUACUUUUUAGCUUCAAUUAUUGGUAUAUUUAUUAUUGAACAUCGUUGGUUCGGUAGAAGAAGAUUAUUGGUUUGGGGAGCUUUUGGUCAAGCAUUAGUUAUGAUGGCAUUAACAAUUGCUGGUUGGCAAGCUCAAGUAAAAAUUGAUCGUGGUGAAUCAAGUACUCAAGCAGGAAUUGCUGCUGCUUUCUUUUUGUUUGCAUUUAAUACAGUAUUUGGAAUGUCAUAUUUAGGAUGUGCAUGGCUAUAUCCUCCAGAAAUUAGUUCAUUAGGUUUAAGAGCUGCUACUGCUGGUUUAUCAACUGCUUGCAAUUGGAUUUUUAAUUUUAUGGUUGUGAUGGUCACUCCAAUUAUGUUUGGUAAUAUUCAAUAUUAUACAUAUUGUGUUUUUGCAUGUAUUAACUUUUUAAUGGGAAUAACUGCUUAUAUAUUUUAUCCAGAGACUCGUGGUAGAACUUUGGAAGAGAUUGAUUUUAUAUUUAAUCAAUGCCCAGUUAAUCAACCAUGGAAAGUUGUUGCAAUUGAAAAGAAAACUCCUUAUAGAGAUUCACAUGAAGAUAUUGAAAAACCAAAAAUGGAGCAUAUAGAUAAUAUAGAUAAGAACAGUUCAAUGAAAUAA
Insectozyma verbasci is the source of this 1885-nucleotide messenger RNA. The record is from the annotation of a GenBank genome assembly. Lineage: Eukaryota; Fungi; Ascomycota; Pichiomycetes; Serinales; Debaryomycetaceae.